GGCAACAAGAGUCUGAUAAGCAGACCUCAAUUUUGUCAGUAUUAAGUUGAUAGAGUUUAUCCACUGCUUGGUGUGACUUAGGCCUCGUCCACACGUACACGGGUAUUUUUUAAAAGGUGUUUUUUUCCUCCUGCAUUAUAAAAAAAUCCGUCCAUAUGAAAACGCUAUAACGCGCUGGCAAGCAGUAUAAAAACUCAACAGGCGGCGAUAUAACUCUAACCAUAAAGCCAUGUUGGCCAAUCAGAAGCCUUGUUACCGGUUCGGCGCACAUUCUGACGUCAAACAAAGUAGGUACGACGCACAAUCUGACGUUACAAGCCUAAAUAAAUAAAUAAAUAAAAUAACGUUUUCCCUGUCUACACGUCGACACAGUAAACGGAGUUUCUAAAAAUCUUCACCCUGGACGGGGUUUUACAAAAGCUCCAUUUUCACUUACAUUAAGCGCCGUUUGCAUUUGGACGAAAGGCCAAAACGCAUAGAAAAAGUUACGUUUUUAAAAAAAUACCUGCGUACGUGUGGACAAGGCUUUAAUGGCAGGACAGUAAUGAAACUAUUGCUGAUAGAAACUGUUGAUAACUAAGACCAUGACGCUCAUUGAUUUAGCCUGGUGGAAUUGUAUAAAUCAGCGUUUCUCAAACUAUUGGCGAAGCCUCGCUUCUGCACCAAUCAAAACUCAGUCAGAUCAGGUCAGGUAUAAUAAUAAUAAUAUCUAUCUGCAGUAAUAAUAUCUAUCUCUGUGAAUACGCAUUCGCGGCGGGGGGUUGGGGGCGGUCGUUUAUGCAGGGCCCUGCAGCCCCAAAGGCUGACAUGACUGGUUCCCAGGACAAAUAAGUUUGAGAAACGCUGGUAUAAAUAACACGCAAGAAAAACAGUAGUAGAUUUGUGUCAAUGAGGUAAGAAGUAAACCAAAUGAGAGGUCUACCAGUAAUACCAAUAUCGGUGAUGCAGAUGAAAAGAAUGUGGUGGCUAAUUGUAUGAACUGCAGAGCUACGCUCAAGACAGAUAAGGAUCUAAGCCAGUUUAUUUGAGAAAAGAUGUCUGCAGCAGUUUUUAAAUCCAAAGGAGCAAUGCCAGAGGCAAGGUAUUCAUUAACUACGUGAGUCAUUGGAAAUAAUCAAGUUCAAUUGUAAAUAGUUGCUGAAUAUUUAUCAGGAUUUAAGCAGAAGCAAUAUGAGAUUAUUUUAUGUAAAGACAUUGAAGAAUGUUUCAAGACUGCCUGCUGGUUUGCACAUUAUUCUUAGUGGCACUGCCUUCAGAGAAUGGAACACACAUGCGGCGUCACUUGUGGGAAUUAUGAAAUACUAUAAAACGAGAAUCCGGCAUCUUCGUGGGGCUCAGUAAUUAUAGCAUAUGAGAAUGUUAGUGUUUUACCGUCCGGACUUUAAUCCGCUUCAGCGCCGGCAUUAUCGUGCGGCAAAGGGAUGGUCCAGCCUGAGUCUCAUACAUUAGAGUUUCAGAGAGCGGUGAUGUGAAGAAGCGGAUUUAUAAACAAAACAGGGAAAAUGCGGGGGUUUUGCCCCGGAGAUCUACACAUUAAGAUCGUCAUCGGACCUUGGGGACGCACGGAGGAGGCGCGCACAGGGAUGUCCUCGCACCCCGCUCCGCGACUUGGGUGACGUUUAGUUAAAAAAAAGGAAAUAACAUUGAUGCUGAUACGGACUGUGGCGCAGGCGUGCAGUCCGGUGCCGUGCUUCGCUACAUUCAUCCGCAAUGUGUGCAAGUGGAGGAGACACAGCCUCGGCCAGCAUGCGCGUCCACCGCCUCGCCAUGGCAGCCGCGGCGCUGCGAUCCGGACGCUGAGCCUUUAUCGUGCCGCAUCGAAGCAUGUCAGGCAAGGCGAACAAGGCGUCAGAAGGAGCGGUCUCCAAAGUUAAAGUGAAACGUCAGAUCAAGACCAUCGUGGAGGAUCUGGAAACCAUCCUGGGGGACUUGAAGGAUGUGGCAAAAGAAAUUAAGGAGGUGGUGCAGGAGAUCGACACCCUGACCUCGGACCUGCAGCUGGAGGAGGACAUGACGGACAGCUCCAAGACGGACACGCUGAACAGCAGCUCCAGCAGCACCACCACCACCAACACCACGGCUUCCAGCAUCGACAAGAUCAAGCUGCGACAUGGCGACCUCUGCCCGAGGCCCGCCUCCAUUUACCCCACUGUCCUGACGGUGCUGAGGAAGCCACACCCCCCUCUGCCCCCACCCCGCCUGACCCCCGUGAAAGCGGAGGACCACGGCCAGGGCCAGCUAUCAGGGAUCUCAGGCAAAGCUGCGGGGGCUCCCCUCCAGAACGGCAUCUUCCCAGGGAUACAGAUAAAUAGAGACUCGCAGUGUCACGUGCCCAAAAUCACGGAGAAGAAGUCCGGCGUGGGGGCGGAGCUCACGCCCCUGCUUCGGCACGAGAAAAGCAGGUGCCCCCAGGUCACGCGGGAGCGCGUUCGCUUCAGCGAGAAGGUCCAAUACCACGGCUACUGUCCGGACUGCGACCUUCAGUACGACGUCCAAAACGAGGACCUGUCUCUGGAGUGCGAGCUGGCCGACACGCACCUGAGCCCCUCCCACACCUGCUCGGGCCGGACGCUGGAGAACGGGGGUCCUGGCGUCGCUCACGGUUACCCCCACACAAAACCACCAUACGUGCCUCAUUCCAUCAACCCCAAACCACAGAAAACCAUCCUCCGGAAGACGACCACCACCACCGUUUAAUGUCAGCGAUGCCACAGCAGAUAUAUUCUGGUACUGAUAGAUUAGCUUUUUUUUUCCAUUUAUUCUCCAAGAAAAAAGGUGAAAGAAAGGGAAGUCUUCAUCAGUAAUAAAGGGGCGAACGUGGGGAGACUCGGUCCUUCUGGUUCAUAGUGAAAGUGCCACUCGCAGCCAGUAAGCUUUGGUCAGCCCUGCGCCCCGACACCGGCCCGAGGCCCCCCCCCAGGGUGUGGCAGCCAGCGAAUGAUUCACAGCCAGAGACGGCAAAGUCCAAGUCUCACAUGCAGAGCUGAAGUAUGAGAGAGUUUGGACUGUGGAGUGUAAGAUUACACCCUGGAUGAAGUGUGGGACGAGCUCGCACCUCCGUCGGUUAACCGUCUUUAAAAGAUGCCUUCUGUUGGAGCUCGAGGGAGCCUGCGUCUCGCGUGUUCACCGAAACGACUGUGGAGAACACUCAGACAACCCAGAUUAUUACCCCCAAAAAAGAACACGAGGUCUGGUAUUCAUUCACAGCUAACCUGCCAUGCACUGACUGCUUCUUAUCCGUUCAAAAUUUGCUCGUAGGUCUCUGUCAAGUUCAGAUCUAUAUAGUGCAUUUCAUAGGCCUAUGAAGAGUCAUUUAUAAUUUUCCAUCCGAUCUGCUUGGACGAGGACCACAGGUGAGAUGUAUCCUUCUGUAGAGUCGUCACUCUGCUCUGAGCUUGGCUCCCGACUUCCUGUUCUGAAACUGCGAACAGGAAGUGCAUCCUUUCCAAGGCGAGUCUUUUUCAGCGUUACGCCAUCACGCCUGGCAGCUCUGCCAGCUGCUUCCGUCCCACUCGGCCAGAAAGGUCACGUCUGAGUCCGACGACUUUAAGUCGGUGUGGCUGUCUUUGUCGCCCCCAGAUGGAGAACGGUCUUUCCGGGAGUCCUGACUGGCCUCUCCAGGCAGCUCCUGCUAGCCAUUCUUAGCCUCCUUGGCGUUUGUGACCCGCUGGCCACGUGGACGGGCGUCCGUUACCCUGAGCAACGCCAUGAUCACAAGACCAGGCAUUAACAAAAUCAGUAAACAAAGCAAGACAUCACUUCCUGGUUAUUUGGAAUAAAAAUCAGCUAAACGGUCAAAACCCCAUGUAUUGGUGGCACAGCCCCAGACUAUUCCGGCUGUGUGUGUAAUGCCUUCUGCAUUGUGAGGCCAGGCUUCCCUCGUCUCUCUGCUGGUGGCAGGGGUUAAGCACGGGUACGGUAGGAGGAGGAUGGAUUAGGCAGACUCCCGUCCAGCAGGCAUGCGGCCCAGCUCAGAGCAGCCCCCCCACCCCACACAGACGGAUGCAGAUUAAACCGCACGUGGUCCCUUCUGGCUUCCACCCCCCCCCCCCCCCACCCCGCCCCAGGCAUGUCGGCUGUGACAUCAGCACGAAAAUGGCUAAAUAGCAUUUAACACUCAGCCUGUGGAAGUAACAAAUGGGAUUUUGAGAGCAACUUGAGGUCUGACUCGGGACGCAGAAGGCAUUAUAAAUACGAAUAUAACCAAGAAAAACACCUAAAAGGUCAUGAAUCUUUUUUCCACAGGAGAAGCCCUAACAUAAGCCAAUACCCUCAGCUGAAUGUGACCAUCCACCUGUCUCUGCUAACCCCUUACACCAUACUUUUCAAAUGAAUGUUCGAUUGUGGGAUAAAGAUAUAUGUUUGAUAACUUCCAUUAGAAACAUACAGCUUUAAACACUUCUUAAAAUAAUUUGCAUCAGAUUUUAUUUGUAUAUCUAUAUAUAUAUUUAGAGUGUUUUUAUGAGAUUUUAAAAUAGAAAUGAGAAGUAUUUUUGAUAUUUCACAGAAUUUAUUGAGGGAAUCAGAGGGGUAUUUAAAAGAGGGUAAGCUUGGCCCUGUCCGAGCUGCCGAUGGACCUCAGGCCAGUCCGUGUUUAUACACACGUGGUUCAAAGAUAUGACUUUCAUAUAAAGAUGUCAUUAAUUAUUAUGGAGGACAGUCUUAGAGGAACUGCACAGGGAAGGAGAUUAAACCAAAUACGUGAUCCGUGAAAAACUCCAGGAAGAAGAUGGGAAGUGUGAUCCCAUCCGUGCUCCUGCCAUGGAGCCCGUGGAUGGCUGUUCCAGGCUGGAUCUGAGGCUCCGCGGUUGCGGGUCUGUUGACUGUGUCACCGCUGCCCACACAGUGGUCAUCUACCUAUAGGCUGCAGAUAGCACCAGCCCGCCAUGAAGGAACUUGAUCUGAAGAUACCAACAGCAGGGAUUGAAGAACCUCACAAGAACUUAAUGGUUGCCAACCACUUUGCACUCCCUUGUUUUUUUAUUGGUGCACCGUCCCCUUUAAUACGUCACUCUAAUACAGAUCGAUUUUCAGCCA
Messenger RNA from Brienomyrus brachyistius, 5037 nucleotides. It is a transcript of the gene prr16, whose product is annotated as proline rich 16. The transcript has 3 exons. The record is from RefSeq and is a predicted model, not a curated record. Gene Ontology annotation, biological process: positive regulation of translation; positive regulation of cell size. Bases 1825 to 2697 code for a protein of 290 amino acids. NCBI's taxonomy places the organism in Eukaryota, Metazoa, Chordata, Actinopteri, Osteoglossiformes, Mormyridae.